This is a messenger RNA of Nematolebias whitei (Rio pearlfish), 1195 nucleotides long. RefSeq names its product matrix metalloproteinase-20-like. Gene Ontology annotation, biological process: extracellular matrix organization; collagen catabolic process; proteolysis. The record is from RefSeq and is a predicted model, not a curated record. The transcript is spliced from 9 exons. Lineage: Eukaryota; Metazoa; Chordata; Actinopteri; Cyprinodontiformes; Rivulidae. The coding region runs from base 1 to 1170 and encodes 389 amino acids. Gene Ontology annotation, molecular function: metalloendopeptidase activity; zinc ion binding. Gene Ontology annotation, cellular component: extracellular matrix.
AUGGCACUAACAAAGGAGAUUUCCGAGGACCUCAGAAGAAGAGUUGUUGAUGCUCAUCAGGCUGGAAAAGGUUAUAAAAACAUCUCUAAAGAGUUUGGACUUCAGCAAUCCAUGGUCAGACAGCAGACUGUGUUCAAAUGGAAGAAAUUCAAGACCACUGUUACCCUCCACAGGAAUGGGCAACCAACAAAGAUCACUCCAAGAGCAAGGCGAAUAGCCAGCAAGGUCACAAAAGACCCCAGGACAGCUACAAGAUUAGUCAUAUAUAGUGGGGCAAGACCAUUGAGAGCUUUAAAAGUGAAUAAUAAAAUUUUUAAUUUAUGCGGUCGCCUCAGGAAGGGCAUCUGCCAUAAAAUUGCUAAGUCUUUGCGCAAGUUAGUUUGGUGUGGUUACAGCCUGUUUGCGGUGGCAGCGCAUGAACUCGGUCACUCUCUGGGCUUGACUCAUUCCACGGACCCCUCUGCUGUCAUGUACCCCAGUUACCGGCAACGCAGCAGAACACAGUACUCCCUGUCCGCAGAUGACGUCCAAGGGAUCCAGAUGCUCUACGGUAAACCCAACAAAAAGGUUGAAUUCAAGCCAAGCACUCCCAAAAAAUGUGACCCAACGUUUUCCUUCGACGCGGCAGCGAUAAUAAAACACGAGAUUAUAUUUUUUAAUAACAGAAACAUGUGGAUGAGAACAACAAAGUCGACUUACUGGAACCAGCUGAGAGAAGGGGCCAUGAGCUCAUACUUACCUGACGUUAAUUUACCUGUUGAUGCUGCUUAUGACAUCCCGGCCAGAGGCGUGGCGUUCAUCUUCACCGGUCAGAAGUACUGGGUGGUUCAACAGCUGAAGACCAAAAGUCGAGCUGGAAGCAUCUACGAGUAUGGGUUCCCCUCCCGAGUCAGGCAGGUUGAUGCUGCAGUUCAUGUGGCUGAAACGGGAAAAACCAUCUUCUUCACGGGGCAGUUUUACUACAGUUUUGAUGAGCAGAGCAGACAGAUGGACCCUGGCUUCCCCAGAUUAAUCCAGAUCGACUGGCCCGGAGUCCCGAGAAGAGUCGAUGCUGCGUUUACAUUACACCGCAGCAUCUUCCUUCUCAGUGGGACCAAAUCCUUCCAGUUUGACUUCAAACAGAAACGUGUGGUAAAAAUCAUCGCAGGAAACUCGUGGCUCGGGUGCUGACUCACUGAAAAACUUUUUUUUUUGU